AUGGUGGUAAUGGGAUUGAACUUAAGAAAGCUCUGGAUAAGUCGGACUGAGACGAAAGCGGCGGACAUGAGCUCAAGUCCUCCUCAGUUAGGACCCCAUCAUGGUCCUUUCAAGGCCAGAAACCCAGGCUAUGAUUCUCUACAGCUGGUGCUGCACUGGCCGGUUUCUUUUUGCAACGACAUAAGAAACCCUCAUAGAUGCGGAAAAAUACCUUUUAAUUACUUCAAGAUACACGGCCUACGCCACUGCUACACUCAAACCGGAAGAUGUAAAGUUUAUUGUGGAGAUGAUGGAGUACGAUUAGAAGAAUAUCAGUUACCUCGACAUCUUCAACUUAAGUUAAAUCGCGAGUGGCCAGAUUUGAAGAUUGGACAUAGUAAUUUGAAUUUUUGGAGAUAUCAAUGGAAAAAACAUGGUUACUGCUCUGGUAAGAGUGCACAAGCUUACUUUGAACAAGCCAUCAAUCUCAGCAAAAAAUAUGCAAAGCUUGUUGACAUAUUAAGGAAAUAUGGAGGCAUGAUGAAUUUCGGCGAGGAAGGCAUGAUGAACUUUGAGCAGGGGAGGAAGAUCCUUGAUGGGCAGCCAUGCAACUCAAAUCUGAGCAAUGAACAAAUUAUUGAAAUGAAUUAUACGUCUUUAGUAGAUAACAAUAAGGGACCAAUUACCAAGGUUAAUUUCAUUUUAUAUGGAAAGGAGGAGCUUCCAAGUACCCAAAGUCUUCUCGGUGACUUGCUAGUAAUUGUACGCCAAAUUAUCCCUUUGCAUAUCUGA
This is a messenger RNA of Durio zibethinus, 771 nucleotides long. The record is from RefSeq and is a predicted model, not a curated record. NCBI's taxonomy places the organism in Eukaryota, Viridiplantae, Streptophyta, Magnoliopsida, Malvales, Malvaceae.